Penicillium riverlandense is the source of this 1623-nucleotide messenger RNA. RefSeq lists its product as uncharacterized. Bases 1 to 1623 code for a protein of 540 amino acids. Gene Ontology annotation, cellular component: membrane. The transcript has 6 exons. The record is from RefSeq and is a predicted model, not a curated record. NCBI's taxonomy places the organism in Eukaryota, Fungi, Ascomycota, Eurotiomycetes, Eurotiales, Aspergillaceae. Gene Ontology annotation, molecular function: transmembrane transporter activity; methyltransferase activity; nucleic acid binding. Gene Ontology annotation, biological process: methylation; transmembrane transport.
AUGGCGGACGUGGAAAAGGGUUCGGAGCAGCACAUUGAAAGUGUUGUUUCAGCCCAGUCUACCGAGCAGGCACCGGGCUCAGUGGCCAAUGUUAUGGGAACGGUGAAGCUUACUGAGGACUCAAUUGUGUAUAUUCCGACUCCCACAGCCGAUCCUCGAGACCCCUUGAACAUGCCAAUUUGGCAGAAGACGGUUGUGCUAGUCGUCAUAUCUACUUUUUCAACGUUGAGUCUCUCGCUGGUCUCCGGAUUUGGAGGCCUCCUGACAUUCUAUAUCCCCGAAUAUGCAGCGGCGGGAGUAGACUACGCGGGUAUCUCCCAUCUGAUGACAUACCCGACUCUCUUCAUGGGAUUCGGGAACCUGAUUGGAAUGCCACUUGCCAUUGCCGUCGGCCGUCGAUCAGUCCUACUGGGAUUUACCAUAAUCCUAAUUAUAGGUGCAGUUCUCUGUGCUGUGGCCAAAACAUACGAAUGGCAUCUUGCUGCGCGAAUGGUCCUGGGACUAAGUGCUGGACAAAGUGAAGCUCUGGUGCCGAUGAUCACACAGGAAAUCUUUUUCCUUCACGAAAGAAGCAAGUACCUCAUGGUCCAACAGGCUAUCCAAGUCAGCUUGACUACCGUCUGGGUUCUAUUUGCGGGUCCCAUUGCUGGGGCCAUUACACCAGAAGGGUGGUACGCACUCGCUGCUGGCCUAGCAGGAGUUCAGUUUUUUGUGGCGUUAUUUCUCCUGCCAGAGACCAAAUACGACCGCAAUCUCUCAGAUUACCAAGAGACGGUAUCAGAGAGUUCUGUUGAGGGGACAGAAGAUCCAGUUAAGCCAAAACUCGUUAUCUGCAAGAACAAGCCUCCUCUUGACUAUGUCAACUACCCUCCGCGAACAUGGAGGUCUGAUAUGCGGCUGUGGAUUGGAGAGCCGGAGUGGCAUAAAGCUGUUGAUGUCCUUAAGCAAACUUUUCAACUUCUGUUAUUCCCGAAUGUGUUCUGGGCGCUGUGUCUGAAUGGACUCACCAUCGGUGUAAAUAUCGCUAUAGGAACCACAUACAGCACAAUUCUCACCGACCCGCCAUACAACUGGCCCUCAAGAAGCGCCAGCUAUGCCAAUUGUGGACAAAUAGUCGUGGCACUGGUAGCACUGCCCUUACUGGGCUCAGGCUCUGAUGCUCUGAUCCGAUGGCGCGCUCAUCGCAAUGGAGGGCUGCACGAGCCGGAGACCCGGAUCCUUCCUUUGAUUCUGCCUAUAAUUGUGGGAACUUUCACUGCCGUGCUGUACGGCCAGGGAGCCUCUCAUCCGGAGAAUUAUCACUGGUUCGUGUAUGCGUGGGCGGUAGCGGCGUAUUACUUCGCAUUUGUCGGUGCGAAUAUCGUUGCCAUCACGUAUCUGCUAGACAGUUACCCUGCAAGAGCGGGUCCUGUGUUGGUCAUUAUCUGUGCUUUCCGUGGAUUCAUCUCCUUUGGGACGAGCUAUGGCACGACGUCGUUUGUGCAGAAUAAUGGAUAUGAUGGGGCAUUUGGGAUUUUUGGGGCUUUGACGGCGGCGCUCGGGUUACUGGGUAUCCCUGUGUACAUAUGGGGAAAGCAGAUUCGGCGGUUUACUGGCCAGUUUGCGCAAGGCAAAACAGGCUGA